Aspergillus heteromorphus CBS 117.55 is the source of this 2449-nucleotide messenger RNA. Its product is annotated as putative MFS transporter Fmp42. Bases 1 to 2076 code for a protein of 691 amino acids. Gene Ontology annotation, molecular function: transmembrane transporter activity. The record is from RefSeq and is a predicted model, not a curated record. Gene Ontology annotation, biological process: transmembrane transport. Lineage: Eukaryota; Fungi; Ascomycota; Eurotiomycetes; Eurotiales; Aspergillaceae. The transcript is spliced from 4 exons. Gene Ontology annotation, cellular component: fungal-type vacuole membrane.
AUGGCCGAGUCGCUAUUUGUCACCGAACAGCCUGUGCUUGCGAUGUCCCUCAAUCGCGUCUCGUACCUAGAGUCAUGGGAGCAAAACCCGGCUGCAUUCCGUCGCCAGCAGCGCCCCGAGGACUCCGACGGUGAAGAUAGCUACCAUGACCUGCCGGAAACCUCGCUCGCCUCCUCGUUCCAGUCGAAUCUCAGCCACCAUUCCUUCAGACAGCGCCUGAACUUCAACCCAUAUGCGGGGCCAGGCUGGAGCCAAACACUCGCAGACGACCCCGACAGGCAUCCUCUCCUCCGGGAUGCCUCGCCCAGGCGGACCCAGGCGGACUUGGGAACGGAUGGUGAACCGCCGCAGGAAGAACAUGUCACGCUGAAAGUGCAAGCCUAUGAUGGCCCAGAGACGACAGGAGCAUUCGAGGUCGGCCACACAAAGCGAAUCUUGCAGGUGUGUAUCGCCGUCAUGUAUUGCUUAUUUGCCGCUGGAAUAAUCUUCGGGUUUGCUGCCAUUAAGCCCGUCCUGAUCAAAGAAGGCGUCUAUCGCAGCGAGUGCUCGCAGGACGAGCUCGAUGGCGGCUCAGAUGUUUGCUACGGACAGGAGCUCCGCCUGAAUCUCAUGUUCACGAUAGCCGCUGUCGUUACCAACGUGUCCGCUCUGCCUGUAGGAACAAUACUAGACGCCUACGGCCCGCAAGUGUGCGGGAUCAUUGGCAGUGUCUCUUUGGCCGUGGGGACCCUCCUGUUCGGGCUGGCUCCCAAAGUCUCAUUCGACGCCUACCUGCCAGGUUACGUUUUCGUUGCCCUCGGAGGACCCUUCAUCUUCAUUUCGUCAUUCCACCUGUCUAACGCCUUCCCCACACGGUCAGGUCUGAUUCUAUCUAUGUUGACUGGGGCAUUUGACGCCUCCAGCGCUCUCUUCCUUAUAUUCCGCCUCUUAUAUGAGAACACCGGCGGCGCCUUCACCCCAUCUCGAUUCUUUUUGGCCUAUCUUGUCGUCCCGAUCGUUAUCCUAGCUGCCCAGCUAACCGUCAUGCCCACGACAUCGUACAAAACGGCUGGCGAGCUUGUGCAAGAAGCGCAAAUACACCGCGCCGCCGAGGCAACCGACCAAAUCGACCAGGCCAUCAAUGACCGCGGAGAAGGCGAACGGCAGCGAAACGACCGCCGUCUCCACCGACAAACCGUCAUCAACCAAAUCGAGGACCUGCUCUCUGCCCCCGAGCAGCAUUAUGCUCCGCUGGAACCCGUGCCAGCCGAGUCCAAAAACCCCCACACAUCUGGUGGUGUCUGGGGUGCCCUGCACGGCAUCUCCGCCCUGCGACAAAUCCGCACCCCGUGGUUUGUCCUGAUCAUGCUUUUCACGGUCCUCCAAAUGCUCCGAAUCAACUACUUCGUCGCGACCAUUCGUCAGCAGUACACCUACCUUCUGCACUCCCCGGCUCUCGCCCAAACCAUGAACUCCGCGUUCGACAUCCUCCUCCCACUGGGCGGCCUGGCCUCGGUCCCCUUCAUCGGCGUCAUCCUCGACAACGCCAGAACGCCUGCCGUCCUGAGCACCCUCGUCGUGACCGCCACUCUCAUCGGCAUUCUCGGCUGCAUCCCCAACACCGUCGCCGGCUACGCCAACAUCGUCUGCUUCGUCGUGUACCGUCCCUUCUACUACACCGCAGUCUCGGACUACGCCUCCAAAGUCUUCGGCUUCCAGACCUUCGGCAAAGUCUAUGGCCUGGUCAUCUGCCUCGCUGGACUGGGAAACUUCGCUCAGGCCGGUCUCGACACCCUCACAUUCCGCGUCUUCCACCGCGACCCCGUCCCCGUCAACGCCUUACUGACAGUAACCACGUUUCUCGUCGGCGUGAUUCUGGUAACAUACGUCACCUGGCAAGCGAACCGGAUGGCCAUCUUGAAGGCAGAAGAGAUAGGCACUGACCCCGCGCCCUUGGAAAACGGACUCAGUGUCCCGGCUAUGCACGAUGGCGUCGAUUCCCGAGACUGGGGCCUGGAGAGGGAUAGAGAGCGGGAGCCGCUUAUUCGCCCAAUCGGCGGCGGGGAUCCGUCCUCGUAUGGAACCUCGGGGCCUUAGAAGAGGGCCAGGCAUUCAGUUGGAUAUCCACUCACAGUCACAUUCAUCCCGCUUCUCCUCCCCUAUUCAUACUCGAUACUCGAUACUCAGCAUUCGAAACUCGACAUCCCACAGUCCAAUCGAUUACAUGUAGAUAGUAUAGUAUAGUAUCGUAUAGCCUAGCGCUUUCUUCUCUCUCUGAUUUGUUUGUCUUGUUUGUCUCAGGUAGUCUGUUGUUGUACAGAGUACCUAGAGAACUUAUUUUUACUUUUCUCUAGUACACUCACCCUGUCACGAUGAACAAGACUUUUCUUUCUCCCCUCUUCUCUUCUCGCUAUUUCUUUUUUUACUGUUAUAUAUAGGAACCGAUAUUUUUACACAAUCAUGCAACAUG